AUGAAUCACUUCCCCGAAAAUGCCGUCGCCGGUCCCUCAACAGCCCGAACCCCGCCUCGUUCACUAGAAGCCCCCAUCACCUCAUCAACUCAAUCCCCACAAGCGCUACAUCCACUUGUUUUCUUGCCCCCUCCAGCGCCAAUACCGCCAACCUUCUCACAUUUACGAUGCACCCAGGAUUUGCUGGGUCGAUUUCAACUACAUUCCGCUUACGACAAAUACGUCCGCGCAUUCGCCGCACCUCACGACACGGCCUCGGAUGCGCUGAAUUCUGCCCCGGGAGGCGCGUUGGAUAAGGGUAAAGGGAGGGAACGUGAUCCACUCGCCACAACCCCCGCAACGGGCGCAACUCCAGGCCCAGAUGCCCACGACGGAGACGACGACGAUGCAGGAGCUGGCAAAGGGGACAAGAAGAAGAAGAAUAACUAUAAACAUCUGAUAAAAGACAUUCCUGGCAAACAUUCAAUGAAGAAGGAUGACUAUCUAUCGACAAUGAUACAAAUACCCCCAAAACAGCACAUUCGCAUAGCGCCCUUUGAUCAGCGGACGCAGAGAGAUGCGUUUACUGUGAGCUUGGAGGGUCUCAAAGGCUGGAAUCCUAGCGCGCUGAUACAAGAGUCGGCGCAAGCCAGGGAAGAUCGCAAGAAGCGGAAGGAGCUCAAGAGACUGGCAAAAGCACAUCUUGGAGUUCCACCUGGUGCAUCCUCAGUCUCCGCCCUUCCCUCUACGCCUACCAUUCCAUCUUCACAGCCUCAACAACAAAUACCAUUAUCUACACCAAUACCGACUAAUCCUGCCACGACGCUACCCCCAGCGAAGCACUCGAUACCCUCGACCACGUCUCGCCCUAUCACCGCUUCAUCUACGCCCCGACCCGGAUCAGCCGUACCGCGCCCGGGAAGCGCACGUCCUUCGCAACAACCCCAAAGAGUAAACACUUCGACACCGGUAAGUGCAGCGCAGCCGAGCGGCGGAGUAAAUGGGUUUUCGUCGGGGCAAGGGACUAAUGGAAGUGGAACACAGGCGAGGGGUGUAAAGAGGGAGAGGGAAGACGUAGCCGGGACUGGAGCGCAGAAUAGAAAUGGGAUCGGCGUUAACGGUACCGAGGGUGUCAAUGGUGUUGGGGGAGGUCAUGGGGUGAAUGGAGGUGGACCAGGGGCAAAUCCGUACAUCGAUUCUGGAAAUCCUUCGAAAGUGAUCAUGGCUGCAAAAGCUGGCGCGGCAGGUGUUCGUCCUCGACCCAUCAAAAGGCAGCGGAUGGUUAGUCACGAUACCGGGUUUCCGGCCGUCGCUUCAUCCGAUGGGAGUUGUGUGCUAAUGCUGUUUACUCGUAUUCAGGACGUCCAAGGACAGGCCAUGGAUGUGACCGCUGUACAACAGCAGCCCACGCCUCAAGGCGUUUAA
This is a messenger RNA of Pleurotus ostreatus (oyster mushroom), 1404 nucleotides long. RefSeq lists its product as uncharacterized. Bases 1 to 1404 code for a protein of 467 amino acids. The transcript has 5 exons. The record is from RefSeq and is a predicted model, not a curated record. NCBI's taxonomy places the organism in Eukaryota, Fungi, Basidiomycota, Agaricomycetes, Agaricales, Pleurotaceae.